GAUUUUUUUGACGUUUUAUUUUCUAAAUGCUAAACAUUUAUACGAAUUGCUAAGAGAAACAAAAUUUUACUACUAAAAGCUUUUUUAUUCAAAAAUUUAUAAAAUGUUUGUCGUCCUGUGACGUCACGCUUGGGGUAUUUCCCAAAAAUUGUUGCAAUCGAAAGUAGAAAGGUAUGGCCGACAAACGAGAUUUUCGCGGAAGAUUUGCUUCGGAUAAGGGUAAAAGGCGCAGGAAACCCAAACUUAUCGUUGACCAUAACUAUGCCAAUGUUUUCCUGUGUGAUGGAGACGAUUGUAAAAGGAAAAAGUGUCCAAGUGCCUUGCAUAUGACUUUACCGCAAAAAGUAAACAAGAAUGGUUGGAAAGUGGGUCGGAGGCUCAUUGAACUGAAUGUACUGCUACUCCAUCUAAAAUCAUGCCGAAAAUGCAUGCUUGGCCCAGUGCCACUUAUGUACAACAACAUCGUUGGUGAAUUGCAAAAAGGUUUAGGCGGAUAUCUAUAUGUUGUGUGCCAAAACCCUGACUGCAGCCACAUAAAUCGAGUGCCAUAUGGGAAGACCCACCAUAUAAAAAACGUGAUGCCAUUCUUUGUUAUAAACACGAAACUUGGAGCAGCUAUGAUUGACAGUUUGGGUGGUGCAGAGAAAGUGAACAAUCUCCUAGCAGUCCUGAAUUUGAAGGCGAUUCAUCCGAAGAACUUGAAACUAAUGGAAACCCGUGCUGAUGAGGCUAUUCAGGAGGUGUCCAGAGAAUCCUGCAAAAAUGCUGCAAAAGAAGCUUUUGAAAAAGAAAUGAGUGAUAUUGCCCGGCAAGAGACUGAGCAAGCACAUGAGCAAAUGGUAGGAGAGAUUGAUGACCUAGGAGUGUGUCCUCUCUCUGGAGAAUCUCCAUCACUUCAGGAUUGGUCAUAUGGAGGCAAUUGAUAUAGAACGCAUACCUGACGCUGUUGCCCGUGGCAACUUCAAACCAGUCGUCAUAGAUGGAGAGCCAACCAUCAUAACAUUUGAUUUAGAAACAACAGGACUUAUUGUGCACAGAGUGAUGCCGGACAUAACACAGAUAGCUGCAAGUGACCAGUCGGGAAAGACAUUCAAUAUCUAUGUCAACCCAAUCCAGCCGAUAAAUCCGGAAGCAACGACAGUGACUGGAAUUUCAUUUGUGAAUGGAGAAAUGAAAGUUGGAGGACAGAUAGUUCAAUCUGUACAUGUGAAGGAUGCUGUUAGCCAAUUCUUUUCAUGGUUGGAGAAGUUUAAAAAUGUUGUUUUAUGUGCCCAUAACGGAAGAAGGUUCGACUUUCUGAUCCUAGUUGAACUGCUUGAGAAACUUCAUCCUAGUGAAAAGUUUAGUGAAAUAGUUCCUGCUUUGUUGGACACAAUGAGCAUAUUCAGGAAACAAUAUCCUAAAAGUUCAGUGAAACAAGAAGAUCUUGUCAAAACUCAUUUAGCAAUUACAUAUGAUGCCCACAAUGCUGUUGGUGAUGUUAUUAGUCUGGGCAAGCUUAUCUCAUAUAUGAAUAUUGACAAAAAAGAACUUAUCAAAAACACCUUUUCAGUAUCUGCAGUUUAUAACAAUUUACAAUUCAAUAAUGCAAAAGCUUAGA
Molecule: messenger RNA, 1600 nt
Organism: Mercenaria mercenaria
Lineage: Eukaryota; Metazoa; Mollusca; Bivalvia; Venerida; Veneridae
Exons: 5
Coding region: 174-923 (249 amino acids)
Source: RefSeq, a predicted model, not a curated record